GGUAUAACUCGACGGCAUAAAACCAUCAUGGGAGCCCGGUCGUUCACCAUUCGCCGGGCGUCGCUCACCAGCAGCACUCGUCACGACAAUAGCGAUGACCAGCGAACACGACCGCGUGGCGAGGGGAGUCGCAUGGACGGCGAUGCUUGUCUUGUUUACCUGCUUCGCCGUUGGACUGUGCGGGCCGCGCAGGUACGUCAAUCGCGAAACCCAGCGGUACCUUGAGCAUCGGGAGAUGGUACAGCGGGAAGGGCGAUGCAAGUUUCCUCGGCGACGAACUAUCUGCGUGCAAGACAAGUACCCAAAUGAAAGCAAGCGGUACGAGCCACACUGCACCGUGGUGCACCGGUGCCAACCGGACAUGGCCUGCUGCAACAGCGAAGACAAGCACUGCCAGCCAAAGAGUAUACAGAUGGUGGAGCGCACUUUUGCGGUUGUUCAGAUUGACGCUACAGGGGAACAGCGCAAGUUUGAGACGCUAACGUUCGAGAACCACACCGAGUGCGAAUGCCGGUCCAAGUACGACCCCAUCCGAUGACGCAGCGCUACGCCUAGACAAACAAUGGCGGAACCACGACUGCACGCCGGGCACUGGACUGGACUCGCCAGCUUCCCUACCCCCGGCAAGGACUUGUGAUGGCUUCUUCUUCGCACCCUCCGCGCAACGAGGGCCCACCGCUCAACAUACUCGUUAUUUAUUACCAUGUGCUUCGUCCAUCAUCGCUGCACGCUAUUUAUUAUCCACAUGGACCAUUCGCACCUGAGACGGAAGCGGACGCGCUCCUAGUCACAUCAACCAUUAUUUAUUUGUAAAUAAACAAAUUUACAUAUUUUUACA
Rhipicephalus microplus (southern cattle tick) is the source of this 838-nucleotide messenger RNA. Its product is annotated as snake venom vascular endothelial growth factor toxin HF. Gene Ontology annotation, cellular component: membrane. The record is from RefSeq and is a predicted model, not a curated record. Gene Ontology annotation, biological process: hemocyte migration. Lineage: Eukaryota; Metazoa; Arthropoda; Arachnida; Ixodida; Ixodidae. Gene Ontology annotation, molecular function: growth factor activity.